Papilio machaon (common yellow swallowtail) is the source of this 1801-nucleotide messenger RNA. RefSeq lists its product as uncharacterized. Gene Ontology annotation, cellular component: cilium. The transcript has 11 exons. Gene Ontology annotation, biological process: cilium movement; outer dynein arm assembly. Bases 53 to 1717 code for a protein of 554 amino acids. NCBI's taxonomy places the organism in Eukaryota, Metazoa, Arthropoda, Insecta, Lepidoptera, Papilionidae. The record is from RefSeq and is a predicted model, not a curated record.
UGGAAAAGUAAUCAAGUAUUUUUGAUAUUAAGGUAUAUAAAAAUAACUAGAAAUGUUGUCCGCUGCAAAAGUUCGUAUUCAUGGAAUGCAAGAUGAGAAUUGGGUUAUUAAGGACAAAAUCAAUCAGUACCGAGGACUCAUCAAACUAUAUGAGCGAGAUCGCAAAAUACAUGAAGGUGACUUGGCAAAGCAGAAGCGACGAUAUUUACGUGAUAUCCGACAACUACGGAAAGACAUUACAACCAAAAGACAAGAACUCGGCGUGGUGGUGUACGGUGACAAGCAGUUCCUAAGGAAUGCAUUUCAGGAGCAUAGACGUUUGCAAUUAACUUAUAUGAACAGUCAAGCAGAUAAAGUUUUAGAGAGUAUACACCAAGAAAAUUUUAACAAAAGGAAGCAACUAGAUCGCAUAAGUUACACGAAGAAAAAGAAAAUGGAAAAGUUUCGUCGAAUACAGCUAGCGUCAGCGGAGAUUCGCGAUCGGUUAUUGUACGAGAUAGGCGGAAAACUUCCGGCCGAGAAAAAGGAACAAGCCGUCGCGAACUAUGUCCAGCGUGCAAACAUCAAAAAGAACGCAGCUCUUGCUAUUAAAGUCAUGUAUAAGAAGAUUUUAGAUAUUCUUAAAAAGGAUUCGUCAUACUUUACGGUUGUUCUAGAAGCUCUUAAAGUAGAUUGUCGUGCUCAAGGCAAAUGUUUAAUGGGUGCUACUGAAAUGGGCCAGCUCGCUAUGGAGUAUUUGGACGACAGAAAGUUUGAGUUCAACAAAUUGGAAAAAGAGAUAAAAGCAAACAUGAAAGAGAGAGAACGAACUUUAAAGCUUGUGCGCCGAGAAGUUGCUUACUUAACUGAUUCUUUUCCCAAUCUAAUCCGUAAAGAGGAAGCCACAAAUCUCGAUGAAUUGUACGAAGAACAAGAGAAUGUAAGUCUCCAUUCGGUGCAUUGGGAACUCGAAGAAGUGAUGAGCAUUUGCAAGAACCUUCAGCGUGGAACAUUGGUGUCGGCAUUUGAUCAAAUACUUCUUCGAUUAAAGGAACAAAAAUACCAAUCGGAACGUCUAACGACGCAAUUGACACAAAAUAGUAUGAAGAGGAACGCGUUGAUUGAAGACCGCAAGCACGCUAUACUGAUGCUUGAUUCAUUGAAGAAUGUAGGACAGGAAACAACGGCCCAAUAUUUACUAGAGAAAGAUCAUUUGAAAUCGUCAUUAGAAGCUGAAAUUCGCGAAGAGAAGAAUCUUAAGAAAGCUUUAGAUGAGAAGGGACGACUUAUUAUUGAAAUGAAAACAUCAUUACAACAGAUAAAUCAAUUGCUAUCUAGUGUUGGUGCUCCAAAUGUCACUAGGUCACCACCCGCAGUUCCCGCAGCUAUUCAAUACGCGAUGGAUGAAUCGAUUCAACCCGUCCCUGAGGUGGAAGCUGAUUUCGACAAGUUGAUUUUGAACGCAAGACAGAAGUUGAAUGUUUUGAUUCAGGCCAUAGCUAAAAUGGAGGUAACGAGUGAAAUUCGAGCGAAUGCCAACCAGUUCUAUCACAACAUACUGGCUAGAUCGAUGCGCGACAGUUACAAGGAUGAAGUUGUUGCGGAAGGAGGCCUGAUUGAGUUUGAAAUUGAGGAUCCGAACGUUCCCAGUCAUGCUGUUAUCAAAUUACGUAGCAAACAGUUGGUGGAAUCGCAAGUCAGUGAGUUCGACGUACCGGACCAGCCUACGAAGAAAUAAUCUGUCAAAAUAAUUCAUGCUGUAUUACUACGUGGGCAAAACUACAUUGCAGUGCAGUAGAAAACUGCAGUACUCGUACUGCAA